Messenger RNA from Macroventuria anomochaeta, 980 nucleotides. RefSeq names its product carbohydrate esterase family 1 protein. Bases 313 to 963 code for a protein of 216 amino acids. Gene Ontology annotation, molecular function: feruloyl esterase activity. Lineage: Eukaryota; Fungi; Ascomycota; Dothideomycetes; Pleosporales; Didymellaceae. The transcript has a single exon. The record is from RefSeq and is a predicted model, not a curated record.
UUCGACGCACAACCUGACCCUCUCGUCCAAAUCCGUGCUCGGCAAGACCACAGAGCGCCAGUACAUCCUGCACCUCCCCGCCAACUACAAGACCUCCAACGAUGCAUCAACACCGUUGAUCAUAGCGUUUCACGGCCAGUCCCAGCCAGCAUGGUCCAUGGAGAAGAUCAGCGAGCUGUCGAAUCCGGCGUUCAACCCCAACGCUAUCGUUGCUUAUCCUGAGGGAUUGAAUGUCCAAGAUCCUGGCGUACGUUCCUCGGCAGCAAAUGCAUCUAGCUUGCGCUCUGCCAGGAAGACAGUUUGACUGACGUGAUGCAGGUGCAAUGGCUGGGCGACCCUCUCGCACCAAACAGCACCACAAUCGACGACCGGAUCUUCGUCUCCGAACUGCUCUCCCACCUGACUUCGACGCUCUGCAUCAACGAGUCGCGUGUUUACGCCGCGGGUCUGUCCAACGGCGGCGGACUGACGGGGUUGGUCAUGUGUGAUGAAGAGCUGAAUAGGAGGCUUGCUGCCUUUGCGACCGUCGCGGGCGCGUUUUACCCAGAUGCGAGUCUGACUGAACCGCUGUUCCAAGCCGAAUGCCAACCAGCGUUGCAGGGCAGGAGGUUGCCAUAUCUCAAUCUCCACGGCCUCGCCGACACAGUCGUGGCGUACAACGGCACCAACACCCCGCCUCCUGCGUCCAUUCCCGUGCCUACUUGGGUUAAAAGCUGGGUGGAGAGGAACGACUGCUCCUCAGCGCCUGUUGUGUCAGAAAUCGAAGCCGGAACCGUGACGGAGAGUAAGUGGACGUGUGGCGGGCAGCAGGACACUGUUGUGCACCGGGCGAUCGAAGGGUUCGGGCAUGGGUGGCCGAGUAAGAAGAAUCAGGGCGAGCCGUUUGAGACGCUGAGGGGUGGGCCGACGGGGUGGGAUGCUACGCCGCUUAUCUUGGAGUGGUUUGCGAAAUGGACGCUGUAGAUGAUUUGAGCAUGUCG